Messenger RNA from Cuscuta epithymum, 1357 nucleotides. The record is from the annotation of a GenBank genome assembly. NCBI's taxonomy places the organism in Eukaryota, Viridiplantae, Streptophyta, Magnoliopsida, Solanales, Convolvulaceae.
AAUAAUGAAUAAUGAAUGAAUGAUACCUCCCAUUCAAACCAACAAAACCUUUACCUCUUCCACUCAGCCAUGGCUUCUCCUAGCUCAACCAAAGUGGUUCACGAUUUCUUCCCCCUUUUCCGCGUCUAUGAGGAUGGCCGCGUCGAAAGAGCACUCGAACAAGUCUUCACGCCUCCAUCUGACAACCCAGCAACCGGCGUUAGAUCCAGAGACGUCGUAAUCGUACCGGAACACAACGUAAGGGCUCGCCUUUACCUCCCCAAAAUCACCUGCGAGGACCAAAAACUCCCCGUUCUCGUCUACAUCCACGGCGGCGCGUUCGUGCUCAACUCCGCCUCCUCCUCCAUGUACGACAGCUAUCUCCACGCAUUGACGGCCAAAGCCAAGGUCCUCACCGUUUCAGUCGAUUACAGGUUAGCUCCGGAGCAUAAGCUCCCCGCCUGCUACGACGAUUCCUGGGCGGUUAUUCAGUGGGUGGUGUCACACGCUCAGGAAAGUGGACCCGGAUCCGAUCCGUGGCUCAAAAGCCACGCGGAUCUUACCCGGGUUUUCCUGGCGGGCGAUAGCGCAGGGGGCAAUAUUGCUCACAACAUGAUGGUGAGAGCAGGUGGGAGUGGGUUGAAGCCGGCGGGAAUGAUUCUGGACCACCCGUAUUUUGGAACCGGGAAACCCCACGAGCUGUGGGACAAGGUGUGGGAGUGCAUUUACCCGGAAUCAACGGGUAUGGAUGACCCGACGCAUAACCCAGCGGCUUCUCUGGAAAUUCUUUCCGGGCUGUUGUGCUCGAAAAUCAUGUUGGUUAUUUCGGAGAAGGAUUUCGUGAGAGAAGGGGGGUUGAAAUAUUACGAGGCUCUGAAGAAAAGUGGGUGGGGAGGCAAAUUGGAGCUCGUGGAUGUGGAAGGCGAGGAACACGUUUUCCAUCUACUGAACCCGACUUGUGAGAAAGCGGGUUUACUGAUGGACCGGGCUGUUGCAUUCCUUAAUAGCCUUUGAAUCAACUAGAUUAUCAUCUCUGCGAUGCACUGAAAAUUAACUAAUGCGUGAUUAAGAACUUGAUUAUAAAAAUGUAUAAAGUGAUACGUAUUAUAUACGAAGUAAUAAGUAGUGUUCAUAGUGUAACUAUUGAUUCUGAAGGAGUUGCUUAUAAAGAAUAUUAGUGGUAUGAUCGAUUGAUCAUCCUAUCCCAGAUCAAUAUUUACUCAAGGAAAUUAAAUUAGACUAAUAUCCAAUAGAUAAAAGCUUAUUACUAAGGCUAAUUGUAACCCAACCUUAAAUAAAUUUAAUCCUCCAUCAUUUUAUUCUUAUUAACUCAAUCAAUUCAGUUCUUCCCUGCAAUCUAAUAUCGUCUAUAUAUCAC